Molecule: messenger RNA, 1000 nt
Organism: Linderina pennispora
Lineage: Eukaryota; Fungi; Kickxellomycota; Kickxellomycetes; Kickxellales; Kickxellaceae
Product: S-adenosyl-L-methionine-dependent methyltransferase
Exons: 1
Coding region: 26-910 (294 amino acids)
Molecular function (GO): S-adenosylmethionine-dependent methyltransferase activity
Source: RefSeq, a predicted model, not a curated record
CAGACAUUUUAGUUUUCACUUACCAAUGGCGACAUACAGCAGCAAGACAUUCAAUUCGUCAAACUACGAUAGCAAUCGCCCCCGCUACCGCGAUUCGCUAGCUGACACGAUCAUCGAGUACCACAGGGCGCAAGGCCCAAAUAACCACACUGGCCUCGCCGUCGAUGUCGCCACUGGAACUGGCAUCUUCGCACGCCAGCUCCAGGGCAAAUUUUCGCGUGUAGUUGGGUCGGACAUCUCCGCUACCAUGCUGCAAAGCGCUCGUGAGGCGAAUUCCAACCAAAUCCCGAUUGAAUUUGUCGAGUCCCCGGCUGAGGCACUGCCGUUCCUCAACUCCGGAACUGUUGAUGUCAUGACUGUUGCCACAGGCGCACACUGGUUCGAUAUGGAGAGGUUUGUCGCCGAGGCGGAGCGGGUGCUGAGGCCAAAUGGGACCCUGGCAAUAUUUGGAUACACGGGAUUCGGCCACUUUGUUGACUACCCGCAGUGUGAUGCGAUAUUCAGGGACUUUGGCAUUGGACCAACCAAGCUUGGCCCGUUCUGGGACCGCGGUCGCGAAAGACUGGUUGAUAACUACCGCGAGUACGUUCCGAUUCUGAGUAAGAACAAGUGGCAGGAUGUACAACGCAUAGUAUACCCAGGCACCAGCAUGGAAGGGGAUAGCCAGCGGUUCACUGUCGGUACCAAGCCAGUCGUCAUGCACUUUGAGGUUACUUGGCGCACGCUCGAGGAUUUCUUGUCCACAUGGUCUGGACCAGUGAACUAUCACAAAAAGUACCCAUCGCGGCCCAAUAUUACUGAGCAAGUCAUGCGCGAGCUGAUGGACGCUGCCGGAGUAUCCGACAGGGACGCCAAGGUCAAUAUCCAGUGGGAGGAGGUGCUCCUCGUUGGGCGUCGCCCCUCGGUGUAGCUCCAACACCGAGCUCAGCAAUGGCCUAUUGAGUAAAAGCACAGGAUUAUGUCGUUAUUCUUUAAACAGGAAAAUUGCGAAGCAGAUCUU